Trichechus manatus latirostris (Florida manatee) is the source of this 2233-nucleotide messenger RNA. RefSeq names its product NCK interacting protein with SH3 domain (gene NCKIPSD). Gene Ontology annotation, molecular function: protein binding; Arp2/3 complex binding. Gene Ontology annotation, biological process: endocytosis. The record is from RefSeq and is a predicted model, not a curated record. The coding region runs from base 89 to 2233 and encodes 714 amino acids. The transcript has 13 exons. Lineage: Eukaryota; Metazoa; Chordata; Mammalia; Sirenia; Trichechidae.
ACGAGCGCGGCGCGGCGCUCCGGGCCUGGAGUCUUGUCUCUGCAGCCCUCGCCGCCUGUGCUGCCCCGGCGCGGCGCCGCCCGGCCCCAUGUACCGCGCGCUGUACGCGUUCCGCUCGGCGGAGCCCAAUGCUCUGCCAUUCUCUGCGGGCGAGACCUUCCUGGUGCUGGAGCGCAGCAGCGCGCACUGGUGGUUGGCAGCGCGAGCGCGCAGCGGCGAGACGGGCUACGUGCCACCUGCCUACCUGCGCCGCCUGCAGGGCCUGGAGCAGGAUGUCCUGCAGGCCAUUGACCGGGCCAUUGAGGCUGUGCACAAUGCAGCCAUGCGGGAUGGCGGCAAAUACAGCCUGGAGCAGCGCGGAGUCCUCCAGAAGCUGAUCUGCCACCGGAAAGAGACCCUGUCCCGCAGAGGCCCCUCAGCCCCCAGCCCUGCAGCUAUGACCUUAUCUACCAGCGACCACCAUCUGGAUGCCGCUUCUGCCAGGCAGCCCAAUGGGAUGUGUCGCACUGGGUUCAAGUGGCAGCACAGCCUGCCCAGUUCUGAGCAUGUUGGGGCAGCUGGAGGUCUCUACCAGAUCUCACCACAGCCUCACCGAGUGGCACCAGCCAUGCCUCCUCCACCUGUGAAUCGUCAAGACCGCGAGGCUCUAGUGGCCUUGGGGAGCGGUGGCCGCACCGCCACGCCCUCGGUGGGGAGCUCUGUGUCCGGCAGCCCCUCAGUCAGCAGCACCUCCCUAGACACACUCUACACCGGCUCCAGUCCGUCUGAGCCCGGCCCCAGCUGCUCACCCACACCCCCGCCUGUGCCCCGCCGAGGCACCCAUACCACUGUUUCCCAGGCCCAGCCCCCUCCAUCCAAGGUGUCAACCCCCGAGCCUCCGGCAGACGAAGUGGCAGUUGGUACAACCUCGGCCCCUGACGAGCUGGAGGCCCUGGGUGCUCUGAGCCUGGGCACCACAGAGGAGAAAGCAGGGGCUGAGACGGCUGUGCCAAGGAGCAUUGGGGCAGAGCUGAUGGAGCUUGUGCGGAGAAACACCGGCCUGAGCCAUCAGCUGUGCCGUGUGGCCAUCGGCGUCGUGGUGGGUCACAUCCAGACCUCCGUGCCAGCCAGCUCACCUGUCAUGGAGCAGGUCCUCCUCUCGCUGGUAGAGGGCAAGGACUUGAGCACAGCCCUGCCCUCAGGGCAGGUCUGCCAUGACCAGCAGCGGUUGGAGGUGAUCUUUGCAGACCUGGCCCGGCGGAAGGACGAUGCCCAGCAGCGCAGCUGGGCCCUGUACGAGGACGAGGGCGUCAUCCGCUGCUAUCUGGAGGAACUGCUGCACAUUCUGACUGACGCAGACCCUGAAGUUUGCAAGAAAAUGUGCAAGAGGAACGAGUUCGAGUCUGUUCUGGCCUUGGUGUCCUAUUACCAAAUGGAGCACCGGGUGUCGCUGCGGCUGCUGCUGCUCAAGUGCUUCGGCGCCAUGUGCAGCCUGGACGCGGCCAUCAUCGCCACGCUUGUGUCGUCUGUGCUGCCUGUGGAGCUGGCGCGGGACAUGCAGACAGACACGCAGGACCACCAGAAGCUCUGCUACUCCGCUCUCAUCCUGACCAUGGUCUUCUCUAUGGGGGAGGCAGUGCCCUACGCACACUAUGAGCACCUGGGCACACCCUUCGCUCAGUUUCUGCUGAGCAUCAUCGAGGACGGGCUACCCUCGGACACCACAGAGCAGCUGCCGGACCUCUGCGUGAACCUGCUUCUGGCUGUCAACCUGCACCUUCGAGCCCCUGACCAGAACGUCAUCAUGGCCGCCCUGAGCAAACAUGCCAAUGUCAAGGUCUUCUCUGAAAAGCUGCUGUUGCUCCUGAACAGAGGGGAUGACCCUGUGCGCAUCUUCACACACGAACCGCAGCCACCGCACUCCGUCCUCAAGUUCCUGCAGGAUGUGUUCGCCAGCCCUGCCACGGCCACCAUCUUCUACCACACGGACAUGAUGGUGCUCAUCGACAUCACUGUGCGGCACAUUGCAGACCUGUCACCCGGAGACAAGCUGCGCAUGGAGCACCUCUCCCUGAUGCAUGCUGUGGUCCGCUCCACACCCUACCUGCAGCACCGCCACCGGCUGCCCGACCUGCAGGCCACACUGCGCCGCAUCCUGGCAGAGGAGGAUGCCUCGCCCCAGUGCCAGAUGGACCGCGUGAUUGUCCGAGAGAUGUGCAAGGAAUUCCCAGUGCUGGGCGAGGCCCCCAGCUAG